This is a messenger RNA of Saccostrea echinata, 818 nucleotides long. RefSeq names its product oncoprotein-induced transcript 3 protein-like. The record is from RefSeq and is a predicted model, not a curated record. NCBI's taxonomy places the organism in Eukaryota, Metazoa, Mollusca, Bivalvia, Ostreida, Ostreidae. Bases 40 to 462 code for a protein of 140 amino acids. The transcript has 6 exons.
UCUCUUUUCAUUUACUUUCAGCUGUACUUUUACAGAAGAAUGUUGAUCUAUGUUCUGUUGACCAUUGUAACUGGGAUCGUGUUUGGUCAAGAUCCUUGUUCUGAUAAGGUAUAUAGUAUGCUCCCUGAUUUAUCCAAACGAAGUCCGUCGUUUCUGGAAGAUUCAGUCCCUCUUUGCGAUAAAUAUCUCUACAAGAAAUGGUAUAGGGCUGGUGACUUCUAUCAGAUUCCAACGACUGCACCCGAACUCAUAUCCUGUGGAACACUGUACCCGUACUGGAUGGACGGUUCUCUGCCUGUAGGUGGAAGCCUGUCUACAGUCAAGAUGUGUCGAGUUGGAUUUGAUUCAAACUGUGAGAAAUCGCAUAACAUCCGUAUGAAAAACUGCGGACUCUACUCUGACACCAUUAGAUGUUUGCAAUGCUGCUUACUGUUUCGAACGGAGCACAUCAUGUGUAGAUGAAGUGCCCUCUGGUGUUUCAGUGGCCUAUCACAAUGUGUCUUGGAAGACUUUUGGAAAGAACAACUCAAAGUUCAUAAAACACGAACCUACUGUUAACCUGAUCUGCAGUUUUUUGCCACUAAGCAAUAAAGUUUUUUUUUAUGAGGUCACUUGGUAUAUUGACAACACAGAAGCAUUACGGAAUCAAACAGUUACAGUGGAUGAUAUGAAGAACGCGAUUCUUAGUGCGAAGGACAUUCUCAACGCCAAAAAAAGGCAGGAUCUAUGAUUCAUUGUGUUGUUGGGGCGAAGCAAAAAGCAACAGGACAUCCAUGUAAAUUUCAGUCUAGUGCUCCUUUCUUUGCUGGCAUAAAAGU